CAUAAUCGCAUUAGAAGUGGCUUCGAAAGCAGUAGAUGAGAAGAAAAGAGUCUUUUGAGGAGGGAUAUAUAAACACCUUAAAACUACAGUUGAUAUCAAAUCACUUUAAAGGUACAAUAGUAGGAAGUUAUCAGGUGACGUUUUUCUAAGGGAAUAUUGACGUCUUUGACGUGGAUAAUGACAUAAGCCAACACAAACCUUCAACUGAUGGUUGCGAGAAAUGGUAAAUGUCUCGGCUACUAACUAUGCUGAACCUUUUGGACCAUUUCCGUAAAUAUAUCAGGAAAACAGAUUACAGAAUAGACAAAUGACUGGAAUGUUAGAUUAGAUUCACGAGGAUGACAGACAAAUGGAUUUAGGAAUCAUCAGCACAUGGAAAUUCUAGUACUACUGAAACCCGUGGAUGAAAAGGCUAUUUCAACAUUUACUAGACACGCGUUGAUUUCAAAUUCCACCAAUAUUAAUUGAAAGGUGAAGGACAACGACUAACCUGCAUAGUCUCGACACAUUCCAUGGAUAGAUUCGAUCUGUGAGCUGCACAGGUUAAACUCGUUGCCAUCGAUAGAUUGAUUGAGGUACUAUUCCAAUGGCGAACAACUCCGCAGCCACUCUGGACGUCAAUUCGAGGUAUUAUGCCGUAGCUCAGCUUCUGCCGAUUGGAACGUUGAUUGUCUUCGUCAAUGGCGUCGUGUUUUUGCUUUUCGCUAAAAACAAACGUUUAAGAACACCAACAAAUUAUUUUCUGUUCGGUCUGGCGGUGUGCGACUUCUUGACGGGGCUCAUCAAUAUUCCUCUGACCAUAAUUGUGUUGACAAGAGUCAUGGCUCCCCCAGCUGGCGUCGUCGUGGGAUUUUUCGGGGUUGUUCUGCAGAGCAUGUUAGUAGUUCUUGUAGUCUAUCAUAUCUUCAUAAUAACUGCCGAGAGAUAUUUUUCGAUCAUUCACCCGUUUCGACACCGAUGGAAGAUAACAAAGAGUUCAGUUUUGAAGCUUAUUUUUGUUGUUUGGUUGGUUGCUAUCGUGAUAGCUUUCCUGCCCGUUACGUGGUUUUAUAGGUUCAUUUACUAUCAAGAGGACGUUACAGCUGCAACACUACAAAUACAAACGGGUCACAAUAUAUUCUGUAUCGUUUUCGUAUUCCUUUUGCCGUAUGUUUUAAUUAUUUAUUUUCAAGUCUCUUUAUACAGAAAGAUCAGACAAGGAAUGCUCGUCAGCAAAAGAGAAAAGCAAAAAUACACUGUAAACCGCAAGGUUCAUAAUGUCCGGCGGAGUAUGAUGAUUUUUGGACUAAUGGCCUUUCUUUAUGCAAUCUGUUGGUUUCCUUGGUAUGUGAUCAGCUUCUUAAGUAGUCUCUGGUUUCCUCUCUCAGAAGAAGCACGAAGAACUUUGUCGAAAUUUGCACAUGCCUUUCUCAUUGUAAGAUAUUUAACCUCUAUUGUAAAUCCUGUGCUUUAUACAUUUUUCAAGAGAGAUUUUCAAGAGACUUUCAAGACUGUCGUGUUAAGACGGAAUAUCCAACAGGAGAAUAGUCGCACAGCGUAUUUGUCUGGCAGACAGAGGCCGCCUUGCAACAUUGACCUAGCCAAUGGCUCAUCAUUCCUGUCGUGGAAACAUGGACAACUCACGAACAUUGAGUAUGUUUCAGCAGUGUAGAUGAAAAUUGAUUGCGAAUAAUUUAAGUUAAGGUUCUAAAAGGAACACAAUCUGAAGACGUGAUUACAGAGUGCACAAUGUUACUCUAGAGGGGAGGAUAAGAAGUUGGACAGGCGUCUCGAAAUAACUAGUCAGCCCCCGUAAUCGAUGUUUUGGGUAUUAAGAUCAUUUGAGGGGUAACUUUCCUCCUUCAAAGGUUAAGAAAGUCUAGGUUUCCGGUGGCACAUUGCGUUAGUAUUGAAAGGCGCCGAUUCAGAAUGGCCCCACAAAUUCCUUCGCCCACGAGCAGGUUCUGAAUAGCGAUACACGAGCUGCGACACCCACGAGAUUCGUGCCAGCGAGCGAUGUGAGCAUGCAGUGGGUCUGUAAGCUUCUUGUACCGACAGAUUUCGUGUCAAAGCCCUCACGGACCUCCCACAAGUUCACAUUCCUCGCAGGAUUAAAAGAUCUGAAAAGUGCGUGCUUUAUCGCAUCUUUAGCAGAACCAAUAAGAGCUUGCUCGUAGGCUACAAUUUCCUCUGUUACAAGAAUACUCGUAUACUUACGGAGUGGGACUUGGAAACCUGUCUUUUCAGACCAAUAGAUUUAGGUAUAAUUUCCACUCGAGAGAGGAAAGAGCGCUCGCUAUAAAAAGAACUUUACAGGCGGUCUAUAUUAAAUGGACAUUUUUUAUGA
Stylophora pistillata is the source of this 2326-nucleotide messenger RNA. RefSeq names its product neuromedin-U receptor 2. Gene Ontology annotation, biological process: G protein-coupled receptor signaling pathway. The record is from RefSeq and is a predicted model, not a curated record. Gene Ontology annotation, cellular component: plasma membrane. Gene Ontology annotation, molecular function: G protein-coupled receptor activity. Lineage: Eukaryota; Metazoa; Cnidaria; Anthozoa; Scleractinia; Pocilloporidae.